Coregonus clupeaformis (lake whitefish) is the source of this 2389-nucleotide messenger RNA. RefSeq names its product capping actin protein of muscle Z-line subunit alpha 1b (gene capza1b). The record is from RefSeq and is a predicted model, not a curated record. Gene Ontology annotation, cellular component: F-actin capping protein complex; actin cortical patch. The coding region runs from base 214 to 1074 and encodes 286 amino acids. The transcript is spliced from 10 exons. Gene Ontology annotation, biological process: actin cytoskeleton organization; barbed-end actin filament capping. NCBI's taxonomy places the organism in Eukaryota, Metazoa, Chordata, Actinopteri, Salmoniformes, Salmonidae. Gene Ontology annotation, molecular function: actin filament binding.
UAGGUACCUGAACCUUACUAGUGCAUACUUUGAAUUACAGCAUUUGAAAAGCAACAAAAUAACAUCAGGUUCACUUCUUUCAAGUGAGAAGUAGGUACAUGCAAAAUAAUUCCACUAUAAUUUCACUUCCACCCCCUGGGUUUUGUUAUGAUUGUGGCGUUAGUCAGCUUAGUGUUCUGACUGUGGGUAGGUGGGGUCACACAACAAGCCAAGAUGGCCGAUUUUGAGGAGCCUCUAUCAGAAGAAGAGAAGGUCCGCAUAGCGGCUAACUUCGUUACCCAUGCACCCCCUGGAGAGUUCAACGAAGUUUUCAACGAUGUGCGGAUUCUCCUCAACAAUGACAACCUGCUCAGGGAGGGCGCGGCUCAUGCUUUUGCCCAGUACAACAUGGAUCAGUUCACCCCUGCCAAACUUGAGGGCUAUGAUGAACAGGUCCUGAUUACAGAGCAUGGGGAUCUGGGUCAGGGGCGCUUCCUAGACCCUCGGAACCGGGUGUCGUUCCGCUUCGACCACCUAAGGAAGGAGGUGAGCGAUGUGCAGCCAUACGACGGAGACAGCUCACUGAGAGCUUGGAGAGAGGCCUGCGACACCGCGCUCAGCGCCUACGUUAAAGAGCACUACCCCAGCGGAGUCUGCACGGUAUAUGGGAAAACAGUUGAUGGUCAGCAAACCAUCAUUGCCUGCAUUGAGGGACACCAGUUUCAACCCAAAAACUUCUGGAAUGGGCGCUGUAGGUCAGAGUGGAAGUUCACCAUUGGUCAGUCCACUGCUCAUGUAGUGGGAGUGUUGAAGAUACAGGUGCACUACUAUGAAGAUGGUAAUGUGCAGUUGGUCAGCCAUAAGGAAGUGGAGGAGUCUAUAACAGUGACUAAUGAGAGCCAGACUGCCAAGGAGUUUGUGGAUAUCAUUGAGAAUGCUGAAAAUGAUUACCAGACGGCGAUCAGUGAGAACUACCAGACUAUGUCUGACACCACCUUCAAGGCCCUGCGCCGCCAGCUGCCCGUCACGCGCACCAAGAUCGACUGGAACAAGAUCCUCAGCUACAAGAUUGGCAAGGAGAUGCAAAAUGCAUAGAGGAGCAGAGACUCACACUGCUGAGCUGGCAACACACACACGCUCGCGCAAGGACUAACCAAAGCAUAUAUAUAGAUAUAUAUAUAUAUAUAUAUAUCAUAGUCUGGGGCAAAGCAAAGAAAAAAUAAACAAACCAAGCUGCAGAUUGACAGUCUGUUGGGCACAGUUCUGUCUUGUUUAAAGAAGCUUUGGUUUAGGAGAAAAAUGACAUUAAGUGUCUGAGUUACAGGAGGGGAGUUUGAGUCUGCUAAAGGGGUGCUGAGUUUCAUGUUGUAAUGUUGUGACAGUCUUGAACAGCUGCACCAAGACCCCAGGUUGAAUGGUUUUACAGUGCAUCCUUCCUUCUGUUCUUGAUGUAGGAGACACUCCUUAUUCUUAUCCAAUCACAUACAGAUCAGUGAUUACCUCAAGGAAGGAAGAAUGCAUUGUAAAAUAAUUUAAACAUGACAAUUAAGCACACCAACCAGGGGAAGUAUUCCAAUAAUGUUAAUUUCAGCACCAUUUCACCUCUAAACAGUACUGACUGGUCCUCGAUUAUAGUAAUGUUUGAGGGAACUGUUUUACUUGUUUUCUAAUGUACUCUUCCACUUCCUGUUGUAUGUGUCCUCUGCUUGAGCCAAUGAAGGAUAUCAUGGCUGAAAGACUGUAUCAUAACCACCUCUGUUUCUGAAUCAAUUAUCUUCUGUCUUACCUUGGCAACAACACAACCAUUGCUGUAUCCUUUCUCCAUUGAUAAAGGAAAACCAUACCAAUAUUUGUUUGCCAAAAUCUCUUUCCUAUGCUGAAGAACUCCAUACAUGCGAAGCUCCCCUUACUCCCAUGGAUACACGCAGAUCUAUAUUUUGCUAUGCAGGUUUUUAUUUAAUUGAAUCUUAGGCUCAGCCCAUCUGUAAUAUUCACACCUGUGUUUAGGUACCUAAACUAUACACAGCCAUUUCAGUACUUAGUGUAAACCAGGGGCUUGUUCAGGAGGGUCCAAUGUUACAUUUACAUUUACGUCAUUUAGCAGACGCUCUUAUCCAGUUACAAAAUGUUUUAAAUGUGUUUUGUAGGACAGACACACUCCUCUGUCAUACUGAAUAAAGACUUGUGUGCUCUAUACUGUAAAUAUCUCUGCAAACCGUGCUUCCCACUGAACACACCCCUGUUCAUCCACAACAUGCACCUACUCAAUAUUACCAUAGGCUGACUCGAGAUCAGUUAUUCUGUGCUGUGUUUAACUCUCACACUGACUACCGCUGCACUCAGAUCAGAUGCAAUGUUUAGGACUGUACUGCCCCAUACUGUUGUACAAAUAAAAUAAUUGAUCAUCUUG